This is a messenger RNA of Ambispora leptoticha, 507 nucleotides long. Lineage: Eukaryota; Fungi; Glomeromycota; Glomeromycetes; Archaeosporales; Ambisporaceae. The record is from the annotation of a GenBank genome assembly.
AAACCUGCUCGACUGAUGAAGCCCACUCUUAUACCAAAGGUCGAAGAAAUGUGUGAGGAAUUCGUAUCAAAUUUCAUUCGUCAUAGUUACCAGAAUAUGCCACCCGAAAAACUUAUCCAUAAUGAAACUUGGAAAGAAUCCGAGGAGAAAAUAUCAGACAUCGCAAAAAAACUUUUUUCCCUUCUCGAAGAUAUUUGGAAUAAUCCAAUCUUUAGUUCUGAACUUGCAAAAUCGUUGAAUGAAGACACCUAUCAAUCGACAGUCAUUUUAUUAUCAAUUCAAGUGGUAUUAAAAAAUCUUCCUUUUAGAUUGUCUUCAUUUAUCAGUACGUCAGAACAGCAAAGUAUUACUAGCGCCGAUAGAAAGGUUCUUAAACCAGACAAAGAUCAAUUUGGAGUAGUUGGAGUGCAAGUAGUGGGAAAUAUGUUACAUCUGAACGUUCUUGUCAGGGAUAGAGCUAAUGUACAUCGAUAUUACCAUCUACAAUCUGCUGAAAUUCCUGUAUAA